AUGAAAGAUUUUUUUCACUUUGCCAUAAAUUUUCAUAAAAACUAUCUCUCUAUCUAUCAUUCUAUCUUUUUCUGCUUAUAUAUCUCUCUCUCAUUCUCUUCAUAUCUAUAUACCUAUCACAUUCCUUUCAUAUCUAUCUGUCUAUUUACCUAUCUAUCACAUUCUCUUCAUAUCUAUCUAUCCUAUACAUUUCACAUCUACCUAUCUAUCUAUCACAUUCUUUUCAUAUCUGUCUGUCUAUUUAUCUAUCUCAUUCUUUUCAUAUCUAUCUCAUUCUCUUCAUACCUAUCAUAUUAUCUCCAUAUCUAUUUCAAUCUCUCCAUAUCUAUCUAUCUAUCUAUCUAUCUAUCUAUCUAUCUAUCUAUCUAUCUUAUUCACUUCAUAUCUAUCUAUCUAUCUGUCUAUCUUAUUCUCUUCAUAUCUAUCUAUCUUCUAUCUAUCUAUCUAUCUAUCUAUCUAUCUAUCUUAUUCUCUUCAUAUCUAUCUUAUUCUCUUCAUAUCUAUCUAUCUAUCUAUCUAUCUAUCUAUCUAUCUAUCUUCACGUGUUGUGUGUGUGUUCGUAGCUACUUAUCUAAAACUGUUAGUCUGUAUUUACCAACCAAAUUUCUUCUUUUCUUCUUAUUUUCUUUCUUUUGUCUGUUUUUCUUUCUUUUCAUCUUCAAUUGUAUUCCUUUAUUUCUUUUCAUUUCUUUUCAUUUCCAAGUGUAUAUCUUUUUUCCUUCAUUUUCAAAUCUCUUUCUUACUUUUUCAUUUUUUGUUUUUCUUUCUUUUCAUUCAUUUUCGAUUGAAUUUCUUCUUUCCUUUUUUUCAUUUUCAAUGAUAAUUAUUGCCUUCUGUUUUUCUUUGUUUCUUUUUAUUAAUUUUCAAUUUUAUUUCUUUUUUUCUUUCCCUUCUAUUUUUUCUUUCAUUUCAUUCAUUUUCAUUUAUAUUUCUUUCUCUUAUUUUACUGAAUAUAUUGCUUCAUUUGAGUCAUGA
Messenger RNA from Acanthosepion pharaonis, 975 nucleotides. The record is from the annotation of a GenBank genome assembly. NCBI's taxonomy places the organism in Eukaryota, Metazoa, Mollusca, Cephalopoda, Sepiida, Sepiidae.